AUGACAAAUAUUGAUAUUUUUUCUUUAUUCAUUUCCCAGGGCCUGUGUCAUCUGCAUAAACAGAAGGUCAUCCAUCAUGACCUGAGGCCCCAGAAUAUAAUAGUGACAUCAUCCGCUGAUGUAAAGAUCACCGACUUCAGCUCUGCCACCAUGGAGACAAGCAGUGUUAGUACUUCUGGGACUAUACCAUACAUGGCCCCAGAAGUACUCAGCAACAUUAGCACCAAGACCAUCCGCUACAACUCUAAGGCUGAUAUCUGGUCAUUGGGAAUAUCAGCGCUGGAAAUGGCAGAAGGAUAUUAUCCAUUCAGCAGACUUCCCGAAAAUAAGCUGAUGAAGAGGGUUAUGCACGGUCCCGCACCAACAUUACUAUGGGACAAAUGGAGUGACAACUUUCGUGCAUUCAUCAGCAAAAUCCUCCAAAAGAAUGCAGCGUGGAGACCCUCUGCAGAGCAGCUACUGUCACACCCCUUCAUAUCAAAUAUCCCAAAUGAGAGGGGUGUGACUGAUUCCAUCAAGUGGUACCUGCAUUAAGGAAUGAAGAACUGAAGAAAUAGCAGCCAUCGGGGGAGGGACGGGGGCACAAUUGUAGGGCCCUAAUAUCAUCUUUGGGCCCUGCAGAAAAACAUGGUCCCGAUGGCGGCUUUAGAAGAUUAAGAACAUCAGCUUUAGAAGAUUACCAUCAAUUUGAUAUUUUACAUUUUUCAAUUCAAUAAACAUUUUAAAAUUACAUUGACCUCUAGUGUGUUUUUUUAAUAGGGAGACAUCCCUAAUAACCUCCAAGCCCACUGUUGGCUCAUAUUCAUCUUCCUUUUAAUAUUAGUUCUAAUGACCUGGACACAAUCUCAUUAACACUUAGGGGCAAAAUCACUAACCUCCGGAAAUUUGCCGGCGACGCCUUCACUCACAU
Molecule: messenger RNA, 910 nt
Organism: Xenopus laevis (African clawed frog)
Lineage: Eukaryota; Metazoa; Chordata; Amphibia; Anura; Pipidae
Product: traf2 and NCK-interacting protein kinase-like
Exons: 6
Coding region: 1-534 (177 amino acids)
Source: RefSeq, a predicted model, not a curated record